Molecule: messenger RNA, 2392 nt
Organism: Labrus bergylta (ballan wrasse)
Lineage: Eukaryota; Metazoa; Chordata; Actinopteri; Labriformes; Labridae
Gene: tmem183a
Product: transmembrane protein 183A
Biological process (GO): regulation of protein stability
Cellular component (GO): SCF ubiquitin ligase complex
Molecular function (GO): protein binding
Source: RefSeq, a predicted model, not a curated record
UCCAUGAUGGCUGAAGAUCCUGGUGGAACAUUUUUCAAUUUCUCUGUCAUUUUUCUUUCUUUCUCUCUACCUCCGCUUGCCAUAGAGACAUGGCAGGACUCACUGGCCCGUUAAGUGUCCAAAGAUUAUUGGUGUCGACAUGCCCAAGAAAGGGAACCGAAAACGGCUGAAAUUCAAGGCCGGGGACGUUUGUUCGGAAUCAGUGACUGUUGCUGAUUAUGCUGAUGCCGACCCAGCCGUUGUGAAGUCAGGGAGGGUGAAAAAAGCUGUGGCAAAUGCAGUUGAAAAAGAAGUGAAAUUCCUCUGCGGGCUGGACGCGUCUCAGGGUGCUGUUGAGGAGGUCCUCUCCUCUGCAGCAAACGACGCCUUGGAAAGCAGUGAUGACCUAGACCCUGGAGAAGAUGCAGAAAGUGAAACUAAAGUUGCCCGCAAGAAGAAAAACAAGAGGAGAAAGGAAAGCAGUAAGAGCAGUGAUGGGCAGGACUAUCCAGUGGAUAUUUGGUUAGUGCUCUCCUCUUACAUUCGACCUGAAGAUGUCUGUAGAUUUGCUCUCAUCUGCAGAAAUGCUUGGAUAGUCACUUGCACGGCAGCUUUCUGGACCAGGCUCUACAGAAGACACUACAGGAUUGAUACUGACCUGCCGUUCCGUCUCCAGCCCGACUCUAUUGGCAGGAUGCAGUAUUUACGGGCCCGUGUGAUUCGCUCCCUUUUCCAUUUGUAUGAGCCAUUUGACUUGCGUGUAUCUAAAAUACCUGCUCUGCCAGAAUCAACACCCACAGCCCUAAUUAAUUCCAAGUGUUUGCUGUUCUGGGUUAGAAAGGUUAUAGGGACUCGGCCAGAUGCAUUGUGGGAAUUCAACUUUAAGUUUUUAAAACAGCCGGUACACAGUAAGAAUGGUUGUGCCAAGUCCUUGCAAAUGCCCAGACAAUACAUAGAUGUCCAUUCAAACCCAGACUCUGACUGCUACAUACUUCAGGUCACCACCCUAAACUUCAUCUUCACCCCUGUGGUCAUGGGCAUGACGCUGACCCUGUUCACAAUCAACGUUAGCACAGACAUGCGCCACCACCGUGUUCGUCUGGUGUUCCAGGACUCUCCGCUCCAGCGAGGGAAGAAGAGGGGAGAUCAGGGCGGGACUCAGGUGGUGUUAGAUCCUGUACAGAGUGUGAGGCUCAUGGACUGGUGGCACCCACAGUACCCCUCCUCACCCUACACGUAGGAGCCCUGCCCCCUCAAACCUUCUACAGCAAACCAUCACAUCAAGAUCCCUGCUGUUGUCUUCUUCCACUCACCACAGAAAAACAACAACCCAUUGGCUUAAUAUGGCGAACACUCUUACUACAUUCAGCAGCAAAGUUUUUGCACAUUCACAUUUUGAUUGUCUGCUUUAGAUGUUAAAGAAAGCAGACAUUGACCUGGCCUUAGAUUGGAUGCAAAUGCUACAUUAAGUGUCAAAUCAUAAGUGUGUCCACCUCACACCCUACUUGUAGUGUUACUGAGACUUAGUAUAUUGUGCUUUAUUAGCACUUUAUGUAAAUCAAGUUCUGCAAGGUCCAUCCACUUGUAUUCAUAGGGAAACAGGGUUUGUUAUACAAAUCAGCCAUUUCUUACCACACAGUGAUGAAACCCUUUACCUUUGAACAACUCAGCUGGAGCAGUUCCUCUGUCUCUCUCUGGGCUGAGUAAUAUGAAAAAAGAUACAAAUUCAUUUUACAUGAUUUAGUGAAAUAAGUCAUAUUUGAUAACUUCUCAUAUAUUACAAAUUACAUCCACUUGUUUGGUGGUUUCUUAAUUUGUCUCUUGUAUAAAGCAACGUAAUGAAAAUUGAAAACUUUAAAUAAUUAUUUUUGGUGUAAUCUUUAAGAAAAGAUGCAAAGUUAUAUCAGACGAAAUCGCACACUAUAUUUUACUAUUUAAAAACUUUGUUAUGACGAAGAUAAAAUUCAAAGAUGAAAAUUGUGGGACAUAUUGCUCAGCCCUAGACGUGGCAAAAACGAACGUGUAUUCAUUGCAAUCAGAUUAUUUGAAUGAUUAAUAUAGACAGAAUCAACUUGUGACAGUUGAUGUCGUUAUGGAUGAACAGGGUGGAACAUUUUAAAUGUGUCAGAUUCUAUAAAUCACCUGCUUCAUUAUGAUGGGGUUAAGACAUGAAUUCAUCCAUCUGCCAUUUACAGUGGAAACUGUUUAACUUGAUUGAAUUUGCACUUAUACAUACAUUUGAAUGAAAAAAAGACAGCUUAAUCACAUACAGUACUAGAAAUGAAAAAAAAGUUGGUUGAUGCUGUUACCACUUGGCAGAAGACCACUUGAUGUUCUGUUAAGCAGUGGGUGAUGUCUGCAUUGGUAAAUAAAUGUACUGCACUGAAAUUAAAUCUGAAACUGCCCAUCCAAA